Messenger RNA from Entrophospora sp. SA101, 210 nucleotides. Lineage: Eukaryota; Fungi; Glomeromycota; Glomeromycetes; Entrophosporales; Entrophosporaceae. The record is from the annotation of a GenBank genome assembly.
AUGGUAGAACAGGAAGAUUUGGAUGAUGAGGAAAUGGUUCAAAUAUUUGAUCAUCUCAAUAUUGGUGAUGACAAUAUCACUAAAGAUAAAAAUGAGAUUCAUAAUGAGACUACUUCUUUAAAGAAAAACAAUAGAAAAAGACCUUUUAAUACUCUAAAGCCUAAAUUGGCUCAAAACAAAAGAUUAGAAGAUUUUGGGAAAUUUAAUUAA